AUGAUGAAGUUGAGGAACUGCCCCUCUUUCAGCUGGGAGUCAGACAACGGCCCUUCGAUUGAAAUUCACACGGUGUACAGUAACUUGAUCAUGGCAUCGACAACUUACUCUGGCGUCAACUAUGGGGCACAAGUGGGGACUAACACUGGAACAUUCACGGCAGAAUUCCAUCUGCCGCCGGAGCGACCGGAGACUCCUCCUAGCCCUUUAUCAACUGUCCCAUUCCCGCGCGAUCUAGACUUUGUCAGUCGCAACACUUUGCUUCAUUGGAUUCACGAGAAAAGCUCCGUGCCAGGGUCGAGAAUAGCGCUGGUCGGGCUCGGCGGUGUCGGGAAAUCGCAGCUUGCCAUCGAAUACUCUUACCGGGUCCGAUCCGAAUCGCCGACGACCUGGGUUUUCUGGGUCCAUGCGAGUAACGCAGCCCGGUUUGAGCAAAGUUUCCGGAACAUCGCGGAUCAGGUUAAAAUUCCGGGUCGUCAGGAGUCUAAAGUCAACAUACUCGAAUUGGUCGAGAACUGGCUACGGGAUGAGAAGAAAGGAAAAUGGGUUUGUAUCCUUGACAAUGUCGAUGACGAUAAAUUCCUUUGCUCGUUUCCCGCAGCAGGCAAGGAAGACCCGACGAAAGGCCCAACGAAUGCCUCGACGAAACCGCUAUUAGAAUACGUCCCUAGAAGCCGAAAUGGAUCUACUAUUAUCACGAGUCGGACGAGAGAGGUUGCGUUGAAAAUGGUCGAUCGCAAGGACAUUAUUGAAGUUAAACCGAUGAAAAGCUCCGAGGCGCUAGAGCUUCUCCAAAGAAAGCUUCAACAAGGAGGGGAGAGCCAGGAGAGUCGACAGUUAGUGGACACGUUGGAGUCUAUGCCGCUAGCGAUCGUACAGGCCGCUAGCUAUAUUCAAAAUCGGGCGCCUCGCUAUUCGGUAUCACAAUAUCUAAGAGACUUCCAGGGAAGUGACCGGGAAGCGACAAGGCUUCUGAAAAAAGAAGCCGGGCACCUUUACCGUGACUGGGAAGCGAAGAAUUCAAUUCUGGUGACGUGGCAAAUAUCAUUCGACUAUAUUCGCCACACAAAGCCAUCUGCAGCGGAACUGCUUUCUCUCAUGAGCUUUUUCGAUCGACAUGGGAUACCAGAGAAGCUUAUCCGGCUCCAUCCUGUGGCCAACUGCACCUCAAAGUCGGAGCUUUUAGAUAACUCCAGUGACAGGGAGACAUCUGAAUCUGAUAUAGGCCCAGUUUUCGAAGACGAUAUCAUAACGCUAAGGGAUUAUUCAUUCAUAUCUAUUAGCGAGAACGGCACUUUCUUCACGAUGCAUCGGCUAGUGCAGCUGGCCACGCACGCCUGGCUGAAAUCCUAUGGAUAA
Messenger RNA from Penicillium canariense, 1359 nucleotides. RefSeq lists its product as uncharacterized. The coding region runs from base 1 to 1359 and encodes 452 amino acids. The record is from RefSeq and is a predicted model, not a curated record. The transcript is spliced from 3 exons. NCBI's taxonomy places the organism in Eukaryota, Fungi, Ascomycota, Eurotiomycetes, Eurotiales, Aspergillaceae.